AUGUCUUCUCGAAAUCAACGUAUCAGCAACGGUAUUGACAGCUUAGUACGACGAUUAUUGGUAGAGAUACCAGGUGAAGAUGCCGCCUCGGCAGAGGAAAGAGAGCAAAAUGCUAUUGAGUUUGUGAGAGAGGUCUUAGGAAGUUCGAAAAGUCCCGCUGUUGUUGCCGAUGUAAAUCAAGCCUCUGAUCUGAUCAAGAAACGAUUAAUACAAACGAACCCAAGCCCCGAGAAGGCUCUCCGAUUCACAAAUCUAUACAGUAGACUCCUGUCUGUACCGGUUAUAUCGCAGAAGUGGGCUGUCCUAUACUUUUUGUAUCAGCUUGGGAGUCACCAGCAAUCUAGACCUCCACCAGCUCUCACCAGCCCAUUCAAGAGUCCUACUAAGAACGGGGGAACCAAAAAUCUGGAGAAUGGACGAAUACCAAAUUCGCCGAAAUUUGGCUCAAAGAGAGAAGAAACUCCCUUCCAGGAAGCAUUUGCGCCUGAAGGGUUGCAUAGGCUGCCAACACGAGAAGGAGGACAGCGAGACAGAAAGGAGGAGGAGCAGGCCUUUCCCAGGGCACCGGCGAUUCAACGUGAAAGUGUCGCACUCAAGACCGCUUUGCUGGCAGAAAAUUAUGUUGAAAUUGAUCCACCGGAAAUAGCGCUUCUUAGGGACCUGCCUUUCACCUUGCAAGGCCUAUCUUCGACAAAUUUACCAUUUUCUUCCAAUUCGACCCUGACACUACCGGCUACCUUGCCAGCUCCCAUACUCUCCAUUCUUCACACCUUAGCCGAACCUUCUUUGCUGUACCGGGGCUUAGGUUCUUUCGUCCAGUCGGCCGAUGGAGGGUUGCUUGGUCAAAGUUUGCGAGCAGCUAUCGGGGGAGAACUCAGAUCGUAUCUUGGAUUGGUCGCCACAUUGGAAAGCCAGAUUCGGCGUGCCCUGGCAUCCCUAGAUGAAAAGGAGCCAAGAGGAGGUAUCGGCAAGGCUGGUGUAACACUCAAAAGAUGUGUCGUCUGGACUAGGGAGGCGACGAUGGGUUUACGCUUAAUGAGUCUCAUAAGUGAGGAAUCGAAGAGCAAGCGGGGUGGGCAACUCAUUUCCCUCAUACAUGGAUUCUCGUCAUCCCAUGGCGACCCAAUGGUAGGAGCGUUUGCGGAGCGGUUAUUGAUUCACGUUACUCGACCUUUUUAUGACAUGUUACGACAGUGGAUUUAUGAUGGAGAGUUGUCUGAUCCAUAUCACGAAUUCUUUGUCUCUGAGCAGGAUCCUAAUGCGGUUAAUGAUACCCACGAUGGCAAGAGUCGAGGAGGAGCAAGCGUAUGGGAAGACAAGUACAUGCUCAACGAGGAUAUGGUUCCAAGCAUUAUCACCCAGGACUUCGCUCAGAAAGUUUUCCUGAUUGGCAAAUCCUUGAAUUUCAUCCGAUAUGGCUGUGGUGAUUCUCAGUGGGUAGAAGAAUAUUCGAAAGCAGCAUCAAAGGAGCUGCGAUACGGUGACACGGCAACCCUGGAAACAUGGAUUGACGAAGCUUACAAGACGACAAUGGCUCGUCUCAUACAUUUAAUGGCGGAGAAGUUUCAUUUGUUUGAGCAUCUCAAAGCUCUAAAGAACUACAUCCUCCUUGGCCAGGGAGAUUUCAUCGCCCUCCUCAUGGAAUCCCUUUCUUCCAACCUGGAUCGACCUGCAGGCGCACAGUAUCGGCAUACCUUGACCGCACAACUGGAGCAUGCCAUUCGUGGUUCAAAUGCACAGUAUGAUUCGCCCGAAGUCCUGCGAAGAUUGGACGCUCGGAUGCUCCAGUUGUCACAUGGAGACAUAGGCUGGGAUUGCUUCACCCUGGAAUACAAGAUUGAUGCUCCUGUAGACGUAGUAGUGACAGAGUGGGGGAAUCGGCAGUACCUUAAAGUCUUCAACUUCCUGUGGCGGCUCAAGCGGGUUGAGUUUGCAUUGGCUACGACCUGGCGAAAAUGUAUGACGGGGGCACGAGGUGUUCUCCAAGAUGAAAACCCAAACGUUGCACAAGCAUGGAAGCUGACAAGAGGUGUUCUGGCGGAGAUGAUUCAUUUCAUCGGUCAGCUUCAAUACUACAUCCUCUUCGAAGUUAUCGAAAGCUCUUGGGACGAGCUCCAAACGGCUAUCCACAAGGAAGGCUGCACUUUGGACGACCUCAUCAAAGCACACACUAAAUACUUGAACGCGAUAACGCACAAGGGACUUCUCGGUGCAAAGAAGAAACACCAUGGCGAAAAUGACGAUAACACAUUCAUGGUUCAACUCGGCGAGAUUCUGCGACUGAUGCUCAGUUAUCGAGAUGCUGUUGACGGGCUAUAUAGUUGGUCCGUCUCCGAAUUCACCAGACGCCAGGGAGCAGAUGUCCGCACCGAAACGCGAAGCAGACGCGAAGACGAUGAUGGCAUAUUGAUCAACACGCCUGCGACGACUCGCCGUGGUCCUCGGCACUUUCUCGAUUCCACACCGGCUCCUUCAGCAGACGAGUCCAUCGCAGAUGAGUUUCCAGUCUUGCGGGAACGGCUGCAGGCGCUCGGCGGGCAUUUCCGGUCCCGGGUGUGUUUGUUACUGGGUGACUUGGCUUAUCAGCCAGAUGUCGACAUGCGGUUCUUGGGUGUGGUUAUGAAUUUUAACGAUGUGUAUCAGCCUGUCAGGAAGAAAUCGAAGGGAAAGGAGCCUGCUAGGAGUUCCGCGAGGGGAUAA
Amorphotheca resinae ATCC 22711 is the source of this 2700-nucleotide messenger RNA. RefSeq lists its product as hypothetical. Gene Ontology annotation, molecular function: gamma-tubulin binding; microtubule minus-end binding. Gene Ontology annotation, cellular component: centrosome; gamma-tubulin small complex; equatorial microtubule organizing center. The record is from RefSeq and is a predicted model, not a curated record. The transcript has 2 exons. NCBI's taxonomy places the organism in Eukaryota, Fungi, Ascomycota, Leotiomycetes, Helotiales, Amorphothecaceae. Bases 1 to 2700 code for a protein of 899 amino acids. Gene Ontology annotation, biological process: meiotic cell cycle; spindle assembly; microtubule nucleation.